AUGGCGACGGCCGCCGCCGCCAGGCCGGCGGCGAGGACGACGGUGAACGUGGCCGGGGCCGUGUACCGCGUGCAGCUGGCCCUCCUCGACGGCGCGGCGGCCUCCAACGAGCCCCUCCUCCACGCGGCCGCCGCGGUGCUCUCCCGCGCCGACUACGACGACGUCGUCACCGAGCGCUCCAUCGCCGAGGCGUGCGGCCACCCCGCGUGCACCAGCCCCCUCCCCGACCCCGCCAACCCCAAGGCGGCGCCGCGGUUCCACAUCUCCCUCCGCGAGCACCGCGUCUACGACCUCGAGGAGGCCCGCAAGUUCUGCUCCGAGCGCUGCCUCGUCGCCUCCGCGGCCUUCGCGGCCUCGCUCCCGCCCGACCGCCCCUUCGGGAUCCCGCCCAACAGGCUGGACGCCCUCGCCGCGCUCUUCGAGGGCAGCGGGGCCGGGCCGGGGCUAGGGUUUCGGGCGGACGGCGGGAAGAAGGAGGACGAGGGGAGGAAGGUGGAGAUUGUGGAGAAGGAGGCGCCUGGGCCUGGCGAGGUGACGCUGCAGGAGUGGAUUGGGCCGUCGGGCGCCAUUGAGGGCUAUGUGCCCCACCAUCACCCCAUUCAAGAAGGUGAUUGUUUCAUGCUGAACCCUGUUAUUUACUUUGCGAUUUUUUGUAGUCUAGAUGUUCAUUCUUGCAUUUGA
Messenger RNA from Triticum turgidum subsp. durum (durum wheat), 681 nucleotides. Lineage: Eukaryota; Viridiplantae; Streptophyta; Magnoliopsida; Poales; Poaceae. The record is from the annotation of a GenBank genome assembly.